Balearica regulorum gibbericeps (East African grey crowned-crane) is the source of this 2372-nucleotide messenger RNA. NCBI's taxonomy places the organism in Eukaryota, Metazoa, Chordata, Aves, Gruiformes, Gruidae. The record is from RefSeq and is a predicted model, not a curated record.
CUAGACUUGCCAGAAGCAACAGAGGACUAAAGAUGAAGAUCUUUUUCUUAGUCACCUUUUCCAUUUUUUUGUUGUCUGCUUUUGAACAAGCGGCUGCUUCUGCUCACUAUGACAAGAUUUUAACUCAUAGUCGAAUAAGGGCACGCGACCAAGGUCCAAAUGUCUGUGCCCUUCAGCAAGUUAUGGGAACAAAAAAGAAAUACUUCAGCACCUGCAGAAACUGGUACCAGGGAGCCAUCUGUGGAAAGAAAGCAACUGUCUUAUAUGAGUGCUGUCCUGGCUAUAUGAAGAUGGAUGGUAUGAGAGGAUGUCCUGCAGUUGCUCCUAUUGAUCACGUAUAUGGCACACUUGGUAUUGUGGGAGCUACCUCCACACAGCAGUAUUCUGACAUAUCAAAGCUGAGAGAAGAGAUUGAGGGUCGAGGAUCAUUCACUUUCUUUGCACCAAGCAAUGAAGCCUGGGAGCAAUUAAAUUCAGAAAUUCACAGAAAUUUGGUUGACAAUGUAAAUAUUGAACUAUAUAACGCUCUCCACCAUCACAUGGUAAACAAGCGCAUGUUGACAAAAGAUCUUAAGAAUGGCAUGACUCUGGUGUCUAUGUAUAAUAACCAGAAAUUGCUAAUUAACCAUUAUCCUAAUGGAGUUGUUACUGUUAACUGUGCCAGGAUCAUCCAUGGAAACCAGAUCGCUACCAAUGGUGUUGUUCAUGUCAUUGAUCGUGUCCUGACUGCUGUUGGAAAUACCAUUCAAGAUUUCAUUGAAGUUGAGGAUGAUCUUUCAUCUCUUAGAGCUGCUGCCAUUACAUCAGAUGUUUUGGAUAUUCUUGGAAGGCCUGGUCAUUACACACUCUUUGCUCCCACUAAUGAAGCUUUUGAGAGACUUCCAAGGGGAGUCUUAGAAAGGAUCAUGGGUGACAAGGUGGCUUCUGAAGCUCUCGUGAAGUUCCAUAUUUUAAAUACUCUCCAGUGCUCUGAAGCCAUCACAGGUGGAGCUGUCUAUGAAACCUUGGAAGGAAACACAGUUGAAGUUGGUUGUGAUGGUGAAAGUCUGACUGUGAAUGGAGUGAAGAUGGUGAAACGCAAAGAUAUUGUGACAAGCAAUGGCGUUAUCCACCUCAUUGAUGAAGUGCUAAUUCCUGAUUCUGCCAAGCAAGUCAUUGAGCUUGGGGGUGCCCAGCAGACUACUUUUACAGACCUGGUGGCACAGCUAGGACUGGCAUCUUCUCUAAGACCAGAAGGCCAAUACACUCUCCUGGCACCUCUGAAUGGUGCUUUCUCAGAUGACACCUUAAGGAUGGAUCAACGCCUUCUUAAAACAAUCCUGCAGAAUCACAUUAUAAAAGUGAAAGUUGGGCUCAAUGAACUGUACAAUGGACAAGAGCUGGAGACUAUUGGAGGAAAACUGCUUAGAGUCUUUGUGUAUCGCACAGCUGUAUGUAUUGAAAAUUCGUGCAUGGUCAGAGGAAGUAAAGAAGGAAGGAAUGGUUUUAUUCACAUUUUCAGACAGAUCAUCAAUCCAGCAGAAAAGACAUUGCAUGAAAUGCUAAGAAAUGAUAAACGGUUUAGCGUUUUCCUCAGUCUGGUGAAAGCUGCAGAUUUAGAUGAUGUUCUGUCACGGCCUGGAGAAUGGACUCUGUUUGUUCCAACUAAUGAUGCCUUUAAAGGUUUGACUGAUGACGAUAAGGAUAUAUUGAUAAGAGACAAAAAUGCUCUCAGGAACAUUCUCCUUUACCACUUGACACAAGGAGUUUUCAUUGGAAGUGGCUUUGAGCCUGGUGUGACAAACAUUCUUAAAACUAUCCAAGGAGGGAAACUCUACUUGAAAACAGUGAAUGAUACUCUUCUGGUUAAUGAACUGAAAUCAAGAGAAUCUGAUCUCAUGGCAACCAAUGGUGUCAUUCAUGUUAUUGAUAAACUGCUAUAUCCAGCGGAUCUGCCUGUUGGAAAUGAUCAAUUGCUCACAAUCCUGAAGAAGUUGAUUAAGUACAUUCAAAUUAAGUUUGUUCGUGACAGUACCUUCAAAGAGAUUCCACUGACGUUUUACAGUCCUGAAAUAAAAUAUACCAGAAUUACUGCAGGUGGUUCAGACAAUGAAGAAAAGUUAAAGAAAUUGCUUGAGGAAGAGGUUACCAAGGUGACCAAAUUUAUUGAAGGUGAUGGUCAUUUACUUGAAGAUGAAGAAAUCAAAAGACUUCUGCAGGGAGCUGGAACUGAGUACACCAAGGUUACUAAAGUAAUUGAGGGAGAGCCACAGAUUAUCGAGAGAGAAAUCAAGAAAGUCCAUCUGGAAGAAGCACCUGUACGGAAAGUACAACCAACCAGGAGGACACAAGGGGGAACAGGAAGAAGGAGGACAAGACUAGUUCAUUCCUAA